Molecule: messenger RNA, 2882 nt
Organism: Pseudonaja textilis
Lineage: Eukaryota; Metazoa; Chordata; Lepidosauria; Squamata; Elapidae
Gene: MATN4
Product: matrilin 4
Molecular function (GO): calcium ion binding
Source: RefSeq, a predicted model, not a curated record
AGGUCGGCCCCCGGGGCAAGUUUGCGCCGGCAGGAUCGCGGUUGAUCUCCAUCAUCUCCAAAGACUUCUUCCUGAGAUCCUAUCAUCUUGAAAAAAAAAUGAUGAAGCUGCUGUAUGUUAUACCUUUUUUAAUGCUUACUUUCACCAUGAUGGAAGGCCGACCAAAACUCUUAGAAACUAAAUGUAAAACUGGUGCGUUGGAUAUUGUCUUUGUGAUUGACAGCUCACGUAGUGUCCGUCCCUAUGAGUUUGAGACCAUGCGGCGUUUCAUGAUUGACAUCAUCCAUAAUCUGGAUAUAGGGCCAAACGCCACACGGGUUGGGGUGAUUCAAUACUCCAGCCAAGUCCAGAACAUCUUCUCUCUCAAGUCUUUCUUCACCAGGGCUGAAAUGGAAAAGGCUAUCAAUAGCAUUGUCCCCUUGGCUCAAGGCACAAUGACAGGCUUGGCCAUUCAAUAUGCCAUGAAUGUGGCCUUCACCGUACAGAACGGGGCCCGGCCACUUCACAGGAAGAUUCCCCGUGUGGCUGUGAUUGUGACUGAUGGGCGGCCCCAGGACCGUGUCACUGAAGUGGCUGCUCAGGCACGAGCUGCUGGCAUUGAGAUCUAUGCUGUGGGUGUUCAGAGGGCAGACAUGAACUCUCUGAGGGCCAUGGCCUCCCCCCCUCUGGAGGAACAUGUCUUCUUGGUAGAGUCCUUUGAUCUCAUCCAACAGUUUGGCAAGCAGUUCCAGGACAAGUUAUGCGGUGUUGAUAUGUGCACAGAACUUGAUCAUGGGUGCCAGCACACUUGUGUCAGCAUCCCAAGCUCCUUUUAUUGCCAGUGUAAACCAGGAUACAAACUUAACGCAGAUGGAAAAACAUGCGCAAUCAUUGAUGCUUGUGCUAACCAGAGACAUGGCUGUGAGCACCAGUGUGUUAAUUCACAAGGUACCUUCAUAUGCCGUUGCCAGACAGGCUACCAGCUUAACCAAGACAAGAAGACCUGUAGCAUGAUCAAUUUCUGCAAUUUCAACAACCACAGUUGCCAGCACGACUGUGUUAAUAUAGUCAAUGGAUAUUAUUGUCGAUGUCGUGAUGGCUUCACUUUGCAGGAAGAUGGCAAGACAUGCCAAGCCAAUGAUCUCUGCAAUACUGUAGAGCAUGGGUGUGAAUUUAAAUGUCUCAGUACCUCUGGCUCUUAUCACUGUGUCUGCCCAGAAGGUCAGCAACUGCAGGCAGAUAAGAAGACCUGUAACAAGUGCAAGGCUGGGCACAUUGACUUGGUGAUGGUCAUCGAUGGCUCUAAGAGUGUCCGGCCCCAGAAUUUUGAGCUGGUGAAACAAUUUGUCAACCAGAUAGUGGAUUUCCUGGAUGUGUCCCCUCAAGGCACCCAUGUCGGGCUGGUCCAGUACUCUAGCCGAGUGCGCACUGAGUUCCCACUCAACAAAUUCACAACAGCAGAUGAUAUAAAGGAAGCUGUUCAAAGAGUGCAGUACAUGGAAAAGGGCACCAUGACUGGACUGGCCCUCAAGCACAUAGUAGAACACAGCUUCUCUGAGGCAGAAGGUGCCCGGCCACUUUCCCAGAACAUUCCCAGGAUUGGCCUGGUCUUUACGGAUGGACGCUCUCAGGAUGACAUUUCAGAAUGGGCUAGAAAAGCAAAAGAAUCAGGAAUCAUCAUGUUUGCAGUUGGAGUUGGUAAAGCUGUCGAGGAAGAACUGAGAGAAAUUGCUUCCGAGCCAGUGGAUCAACAUUUUUCAUAUUCAGCAGAUUUCAACACCAUGACUCAUAUAGUUGACAAUCUCAAACUCAGUAUCUGCCCAGAGGAGGGCACAGGAACAACUGAAAUCCGUAGUCCAUGUGAAUGUGCAGCUCUCGUACAGUUCCAGUCAAACACUAUUGAAAUCCUACAAGACCUCACCAAUAAAAUUGCUCAGAUGACUGCCAGAAUCGAUCAUUUGGAAAACCAGAUUGCCAACAAAAAGUGAUUAUCAUGAAAAGACACCUUAUAUUUUAGGCAAAGAAAUUUCCUGUACUUCAUCCUUGGCAUAUCAAGAGUGGUUGCAAUGGUUAUCUGCUCAGGAUCUUGAGUGGAACUCUUUUUCCUCCAGAUUGUUUAAAUUAUAAAAAGUAUUUUACAUUUUUUUUUCCUUUUUGGUAAGAUGAGUACUUGAGAUGGAACUCUAAUGAAACUGAUUGAAUUUCGGUAGAUGAACAUUUCGGAGAAGGAAAAGGAAGUUAAAUAUAUAGUGUCAUCAAGACCUGCUGGGAUUAUUCAGUAAUUAUUGAUUUUUUAAAAAUGGAAUUUGAACCCAGAACUCACAAUUUGCAAAAUGGGAGCAGGAAGCAAGAAAUUCCUUCCUUGCUGAAUUAUAUUUUCAGAAGAGACAGCAUCACUGUCUAAUGUUCCUGACCAAAAGAAUAUGUUCAUGGUUUUCUUACUUACUGUCUUUCAUGGUGAACAGUUGAACCUUCAGACUCUUCCUAAUAAACAGCUUUUCUUACUCAGGAAGAUUCAACAUCUGUUGAUACUACAAUUCCCAGAAUUCCCAGCUAGCAUCUUGUAGUUUGAACACAUCUGGAAGUGCCCAGGGUAGAGGGAUGCUUGAAUAAAACAUCUCAAAAUACUUGCUUUGGAAAGUGGAUCUUUAUUUAAAUCAACAACUAAAAUGAGUUGGUUCAAAAAUUGAACAAAAGAGUCUCAUUGGCACAUUUCCUAGGCCCACCCUGAUUUCGACAGAAUUUCUGGAGAAUUUGUCAUGAUUUCUCUUUUUAAAAAAUCAGUGAAUUCUUUAAAAAGUUCUAUAUGUGUCUGCAUAUAUGUAUGUACCUUUGUUUCUAAGCGAGGUUAGGGCUAAUAAUUUUUCUAAAUAAUUGUCUUUUUAUUAUAUGCAAAUUUUAUC